UGUCGGGCUGGCGAGUCCUACUCCUGCGACACACACACACACACACAGUAAUAUUACCUAUAACCGCUCGAGCGAGUCAUCGAGUCGCGUCCGACACGGCGGCACAGUCGUCAGCGGCCGUUAUCACCGUCGUCGUCGUCGUCGUCAGCGAAAGCAACAGCAACAGCAACCGAUCGCGCGCCGUCGGCUGCCACGUUUCGACUGGGUAACGCGCGCGCACACGCGGUCGGCCGCGGAUAUCCGUCUCGUUCGGUCGUCCACACUCUGUACAGAGCCGCUGGACGUGUCGUGUGCCGUUUCUCGACGCCACCGCCCGCCAGCCACCAACGAUACUCGGCGGACGGGCCUUGUGCAUCGCGCGAAGACGACGUCCUCGCCGCCGCCGGCAACCCGCACGAACGUCGUGUUUUUGGCGAGUCGCAGUCGUGCCGCAAACAUGAACGGUUCAAAAAUGUUUGCUCUAAUUUUAGUUGUGUUGGCAAUCAACACAGUAUCAAUUCAAGCAUGGGAUUCUGAUCAAAUGGAAGUUUUUGAUCUGGUUGAAGAAAUGAAUAAUAUAAAUUUUUAUAAAUUUUUAGAAGUACCUGAAGAUGCUAAUUCAUCAGCAAUACGACAUGCAUUUAGAAGGAUGUCGUUGAUAUUACAUCCUGAUAAAAAUAACUCUCCAGAUGCAGAAGCCAGAUUCAGAGAAUUAGCUUCAAUUCAUGAUGUUUUACGGGAUCCUGUAAAACGUGGUCAUUAUGACAAAGUUUUAAGUGAAGGGUUACCGGAUUGGCAUCAUGCUGUUUACUACUACAGAAGAGUUAGAAGGAUGGGUUUCCUAGAAAUGAUUGUUAUUCUCUUUUCAAUUAUAAGUGUUGGACAAUAUCUUGUGGCUUGGGGAUCAUAUAUAGAAAAUAAAUUCACUGUAGAAGAGUUAUUAAGUUCAAAAAUUAAAAAAAUUCGAAAACAAAAGAAAUAUCGAGGUGAUUCAACAUUACCACCGGAAUUUGAUGUCAACAUUCCAAAACCUAGCUUAAAAAAUACACUUCCCUGUCAAUUACCUUAUUGGUUAUGGAUAUUCAUCUUAAAAUCACCUUCACUUACAACCGCAGCAAUAUCAUUUUUAGUCACAAAAUUCAAAGAAAGACAAAAUAACCAAAAAAAAGUGGAAUUUGAAAAACCAGAACCAGUUAUUCGUGAAAGAAUAAGACGUCGUAAAACACCAUAUAAAAUACCAGAAAUUAAUGAUUAUAAUAACACUAAUGGAGAUUCGCAUGAAAAAGUUAAUACUGAAAAAAAUGAUGCACCAGCAGUUGCUGGUGGUUUGUGGACCGAUGAAGAUUUAUACGAAUUGUCUCAGAUGGUAAAUAAAUUUCCUCCUGGUACAUCAGAUAGGUGGCAAAAGGUUGGCAAAGCAAUGCAACGUCCUGUUCCUGAAGUUGCAUAUAUGGCCAAUAAAAUGAAACAAAAUGGAUAUAAGGUGCCAACUCCUGGAGAGACAAUCGAAUCAGUUACUACUGAAGAACCGAAGAAAGUUAAAACAAGAGCGAUAGAAAAUGUUGAAUCGAGUGAUAAUUCAUGGACUCAGAUUCAACAGAAAACAUUGGAAAAUGCUCUCGUUAAGUUUCCUAAAGGGUCUACUGAAAAUCGUUGGGAAAAAAUAUCUAAAUGUGUACCAAAUAAAACUAAAGAAGAAUGUAUGGCAAGAUAUAAAGAAUUAAGUAAGCAAGUGAAAAAGAAAAAAGAUUCAAUUGAUGAUGGUAUAGAAAAUGCCGAAAACAAUACUAAUGAAUCAUGAAUUAUGAAUAACGUGUUUCUAUAUACCUUGCUUUUAUGUCCCCUGUUUCUUCUUAAGUCUGAUUUGGUUGUGAUUAUUUAAGCUCAUUUUAUAAUUGACAUAACAUCAGUGUGUGUUUAUAGCCAAUUGAAAUGUAAAUCCAUGUACUAAAUUAAUAACCCUAAACGCUUCAGAUGACUAUUGUCAGUCUUACAAAAAAACUAUUGAACCCAAUUAAGAUAUAAUUUAUGAUAAUUACCCUAUUAUAUUUUAACUAUUUUAUUCAUUAAAUAAAUUGUAUGUUAUUAUACCUUUUUAAAAUUAAUAUACCGUGUAUAUAUAUAAAAUGUGCUAAAUCUGUUUAUUCUGUAAAAGUCUUCAAUAAUGACUUGGGUAUUCUAUCAUUUAUUUCAUUUGGCUUAUUGUUGUUUUAAUAUUUUCUUUUGUUAUCCUAUUGAAGUUAAUUCCUUCUAUGUUAUUACAUUAUUAAUGAGUAUAAAAUUGUAUUAGUAAAAAUAUAACCUACUUUUUUGAUGUGUAAUUCAAGUUACAUCUAUUUUUUUUUUUUUUGCUUAAUAAUUAUAAAAUGUAUAAUUCUUAAGUCACAGAAUUUAAGAGAUAUUUUCCCAGUGGUAUAAAUAUUUCAAUGUACCUUAAUCAAUAAACAUUAGAUUUAAUAUUAUA
Messenger RNA from Aphis gossypii (cotton aphid), 2443 nucleotides. RefSeq names its product dnaJ homolog subfamily C member 1. Bases 437 to 1780 code for a protein of 447 amino acids. The transcript has 7 exons. Lineage: Eukaryota; Metazoa; Arthropoda; Insecta; Hemiptera; Aphididae. Gene Ontology annotation, cellular component: endomembrane system. The record is from RefSeq and is a predicted model, not a curated record.